This is a messenger RNA of Phlebotomus papatasi, 4829 nucleotides long. RefSeq lists its product as uncharacterized. Gene Ontology annotation, cellular component: cytoplasm. Gene Ontology annotation, molecular function: protein serine/threonine kinase activity; chloride channel inhibitor activity; ATP binding. The transcript is spliced from 3 exons. Gene Ontology annotation, biological process: protein phosphorylation; intracellular signal transduction; positive regulation of potassium ion import across plasma membrane. The record is from RefSeq and is a predicted model, not a curated record. The coding region runs from base 587 to 4207 and encodes 1206 amino acids. NCBI's taxonomy places the organism in Eukaryota, Metazoa, Arthropoda, Insecta, Diptera, Psychodidae.
AAGAAAUUCUGUGAAAAAGUGUCUGACGUGGUGUUCCCGGAAAGAAAAUUUAGCCCUCACCCCGCGUGGGCAAUUGUGCAGUUCUCAAUGAGGGUGUUUGUGUGACCUUUUUGACGUAGCCUCUGGUGUGGCCCCCCAGAAAGGGGACCCCCGCAGAGCUGUCAAAUUAGUUGGAUUUCCAGUGUCAAAAAGCUAGCAACCUGUUGUGAAAGAAAGUGUUGGGAAAAGUACAAGUUCCAUACUAAGAAAGUCACUUUCGUGGACUGAAACUGUGACCCAUAGGUGCCCGGCACCCUAAACUCCCCCAUUUGAGCCUUUGGUUACAGACUUUUGUUCAUUAAACAGGAAACAGGGGAGACGGAAGGCAACCAACAAGAAAAAAAACCAAAGUGGGUCGUCAAAGAUUGUCUGAUUCACUACUAAGGCGUCGAAAUGCGCCAUAAGGAGGAACUUCAUCCAGGGGAAGUCCCUUUCUGUGAAUCCUUCCGGAUCUAUCUGACAGGAUUGUAGAAGUUGGAGUAAUAAUACAAAAUUAACAUCAUCAGCCAAUCAUCCCGUACAUCAAUUUUUUGCUGAUACAACAACAAUGGCCCAAACAGGCGGCGGAAGUGUUGCUCCGGAUGCACCAGCUCCAGCUCCACCCGCACCUCCAGCUCCAGCUCCAGCUAAAGUAACCAACAAUAAUGAUGGUAGUAAAGCAAUCAUAGUAGCCGAGAGUCCACUUGGUGUACUUCGUUUUGUGCGAAAAUCUUUGGAAAAUCGUGCCUACUAUGACAAUGAUGCUACUGAGACAGAGUGUACACGCAAUUUGGAUGAUAACAUUGAGAUUCUGAGUCAGGAAGCGAAGAAUUUGGAGGCAAAAUUUAAGAAGACUGAAGAGAGAUUGGUACAAUAUGGGCCAAUAUUUGAUCCAGAACGUUUUGUGGAGCAACAGAAGGAGGCAAAGGAAGAUAAGGAUUUGGGUGUCAAUAUAUCACCCUGUAAGCGUUUUCUCAAGCUCAAUGAAGAAAUUGGUCGAGGGAGUUUUAAGACCGUCUUUAGGGGUUGGGAUACACAUACUGGUGUCGAUGUGGCUUGGUGUGAAUUGCUGGACAAGAAGGUGAGUAAGGCUGAAAGGCAGAGAUUCAAGGAGGAAGCAGAUAUGCUGAAGAAUUUGCAGCAUCCAAAUAUUGUGAGAUUCUAUAAUUGCUGGGAAGAGACAGUGGGGAAGCGUAAGAAUAUUGUUCUGGUUACAGAACUUAUGCUUUCGGGCACUCUCAAGUCCUACUUGAGGCGCUUCAAGAGGAUAAAUCCUAAGGUGCUAAAGUCCUGGUGUCGACAGAUUCUCAAGGGACUAUCCUUUUUGCACUCACGUACGCCCCCUAUCAUACAUAGGGAUCUCAAAUGUGACAAUAUCUUCAUCACUGGAACCACUGGGAGUGUCAAGAUAGGUGAUUUAGGUUUGGCUACACUGAAGAAUCGCAGUUUUGCCAAAAGUGUCAUUGGGACACCAGAAUUUAUGGCUCCGGAAAUGUAUGAGGAGCACUAUGAUGAGGGUGUUGAUGUUUAUGCCUUUGGAAUGUGUAUGCUGGAGAUGUCUACGAGUGAAUAUCCGUAUAGUGAAUGCAGUGGUCCAGCACAGAUCUAUAAGAAGGUGACGUCGGGUAUUAAGCCAGCAAGUCUGGAGAAGGUGGAAAAUCCGGAAGUACGUGAAAUUAUUGAGAGUUGUAUACAGGUGAAGAAGGAGGCCAGGCCAAGUUGCAAAGAUUUGCUGAAUAGUGAAUUCUUUGCUCAGGAUAUUGGAAUACGAUUGGAACCAACUCAGAAGGAGACUUUUAUGGCCAAUCCUGAUGCAACACGCAUUGAUUUUCGUCUUCGUGUGAUAAAUCCGAAGAAACGUCCGGCGAAAUACAAGGAAAAUGAAGCUGUUCAGUUUUUCUUUGACUAUGCCCAUGAUGACUAUGAUGAAUUGGCAGUGGAAAUGGCUAGGGGGAAUCACAUUCUCGAUGAAGAUAUUCGAGAAGUGGCUAAAUUGCUCAAGAUACAAGUUAAUGCCCUCAUAGCUGAACGGAAGAAGUUGCAAGUUAAGGAAGAACAACCUCCGCCUCCUGCACCGCAGCCUGUAGUUCCAGCUGCAAAAGUUGAGCCAGUGGCAGAACCAGAGCCUGAAGUUAAGACUCCAGCAGCAUCUCAGACACCACAGCAACUCAAUCGACAGACAUCUGAGGCUUCAGAGCCCAAGAGUGGUAAACAGGCUAAAGCAAGGAGACCCAAUAAGUCCAGUGAACGUCCAAAAUUGCAAGUGACUAAAGUUGUCAAUGGGACAGUUCACUGUGUUUUGGAGAAUCGUCUGAAUACCAUUACCUUCAAAUUUGACAUUUCUGACAUGAAUCCCGAGGAAAUUGCCAAUAAUUUGCUGUCACAGCAACUUUUGAUGGAGAAUCAAUAUGCUUAUUUUAUGGAAUUGAUUCGGGAUGUUGUGUUGCAGUUGAAGAGCAAUCCAAAUCAACUACCACAGCCAAUACAGCCACGUCGAAAUAUGGAUAAAGUGCGUCAUGCAUCGCUGACGCGUCAGCGACCAGCAUUCAAACUCCAUCAUCGGCACAAAUCUCGCGAUGAGACAUCCACAACAACGACCAGUUCGUUGAUGCAAAUGUUUGAUCCUCAGAUUAUCAGUCAUGAAUUUCUGGCUGGUAAUUUUUACACAUCUCACGAUGAUGGUACCAGUGGCACAACUGGAAGUGAUGAAAGUGUCGGAAGUGGCGAAACGGAACAUGCGAGGGAAGAUGGAGAUGGAAUCUCAAGAAAGAUGAGUACAGCAUCCGAAUGUACAAUCUCAUCGUCAGAACAUACACCAGAAAAUACAGUUGUCGGUGGUGUUGAUCAGGAUAAGCGACAACAGAUGGUGCGCAAAGUCUCUAGAUUUACAGUGACUCCCCUUGAGAUGACAACAACACCAGACAGUGUCGAUGAAGCACCAACAGCAGCUGAUGCUCCUGCACCGGUUAAACCUGUUGGUCCUGAGCAUAUAAAUACGCUGGAACAGCUAAAGAUUGAACUUGAAAAUAUCACACAUGCCCAUGUUCCAGCCAUUGUCAAACAAAAGGAUAUUUCGGUGCAGGGUGCAUCCGGUCAAGCGACACCCAAUAUACCGCCAGGGCGCGAUGAGUGUCUUCCAGAUGGGGAGAUUUGUCAAUCUCCAAUGACUGAAGGGAUCCAUAUACCCAGCGAAGUACCUCCAAGUCGCAUACUUACACCCCGAAGUGAUUCUCCGGUUCGGGAAGAAUUACCACCCGUAGUCAAAGAUACUACUCCCAUUGUAUCUCCCGUAGAAGAGAUAAAAACAUCAGUUGAGCCAAAAGUUGAAGAUAUGCCGCCGCCAGUAGUUGCAACGGUAACUGAACGCACCGAUGAUAACCAUUCGACCGAAGGGAAACGAAUUAAGCAGUUGGCUCAGCUUGAAGUGGAACUGGCAAAACUUCACAAAGGUUCAGGAACAUCGGAGACCCCUCCAGUCUUGUCUCCAGCUCCCCCAACAACAUCCACAGCCCCGUCUCUGACACCAGUUCCUCUGGUGGCAUCCCCAGCAACACCUGCGCCAAUCGCUACCGCUGCUACUGCUGCACCUUCAGUGGCAUCUACAACACUUCCAACAGUGGUUUCUACAUCUACAACAGUAGCACCACCAACUGCACUUCCUCCUAUUUCAGUAGCACCUGUGGCAUCAUCUGUAGUGUUUCCAGCUCCUCCACUCGCAUCUGAAGCAUCUCCAGUUGUCGAGGAAAAACCUAAAGCUGAUCCUGUACGCAAAGUAUCACGCUUCCAGGUGUCCACUGUGAAGGAAAAUAAGGAGAUAGUUGAGAAAGAUCCAGAACCAGCUCAGACAUCAUCCAAUCAAAUUGUGGGAAUUGGUCCAGUCAAUGGUUUUCCCAUUCCCAUUGUUAAUUUGGGACAGACAAUUAAUUUGGUACAGCCCAAAGAGGAUGAGAUUAGUCAAUUUACGGAAUUGAAGAGAAAUGUCGAAGAGGCCAAAUUGAUGCUGUCCAAGAUGAAUCUUGAGCCAAAUUCACGUCAGCAAUUGCGGAUUCUUCUGUCGCGACAGCAUCUUGAGGAGGAAGAGCUCAGACUAAGGCACUUUAUGGAAUUGGAGAAAUUCCAGAAGAGUGUUGCUGAUCAGAUAGAGCAUGAAUCAAACGCUAUACAUGGUGUCAAUGGUAAUCCCUUCUAGUCUAGGAUGUCAUUGUUAUAAUUCACUAGGAGACGCCCAAUUUGCCGCGUGAGGACUAUUAGCAUAUUCGGCUUGCUUUUGGAGCUCCAAGGAAAACAAAGAAAAAGUGUUCCAGAUAUUUUUGAAACGAUAAGAAGUCUUCAUAGCUGAUGAUGCAUUAAAAAAAACUACAGAUAUGGUAUCCUGAAAGAGCUCCACUUUUGGAAAAGCGCACCCCCAUGGAGUCGUCGAAUGCUCCGCCUAAAAGACGAGAAAGAACAGCGGAAAUUAUGAUUGUAAAAAAAGCGUUUUGUAUAAAAUCAGUUCAAUUGUAAUUUAAAAUGUAUAUUAAUUAUUGAAAAUUAAUAGGAAAGGGGAAAAAAGCGAGAUAGUUUACUAAUUUAAAAUUUCCGGUAAUAUCACUAGAAAAUAGAGAAUUAUUAAUAAUAUUUCGAGAGUCUCGAGCGAGAUCUCGAGACCUCGAGAAUAUAUCCAGAAUAUCGCUAUAGAGACUUGUAUGAGUUGCCGGAUGAAUACUUCGACUUUUAAAAUCAGCAAAUCAUAUAUAAUUGAUUGAUUUAUUCUAAUAAAGUGCAUAAAUAGGAAAAACAAUGUAGAAAAUAAAGGUAAAAUUUGAAUAGGC